Messenger RNA from Pantherophis guttatus, 5389 nucleotides. RefSeq names its product platelet activating factor acetylhydrolase 1b regulatory subunit 1 (gene PAFAH1B1). The record is from RefSeq and is a predicted model, not a curated record. NCBI's taxonomy places the organism in Eukaryota, Metazoa, Chordata, Lepidosauria, Squamata, Colubridae. Gene Ontology annotation, molecular function: protein binding.
CCAGUUCGCCACACACGCAGCAAGCCCGAGCCGGUGGAUAGGAGCGGCCUCGCAGGCAGCAGCAACAGCACCACCAGCAGCGGCUCCUCGGAUGGAAUGACUCUUCAUUGUUGAAUGCAUCCUGCCUAUUUGCUAGUGUUUACCUGUGGCAACGCCUUGUCUUUUGGGUUGAAGCCACUUUGUGGCAGACUGAAUUGUGUAUCACAAAAUUUCAAAGGAGCUUGACGCAGAGGAGACAGCUGGAUCACGUUAACCAGACAUCACAGCCACAAUGGUGCUGUCACAGAGGCAACGAGAUGAGCUAAAUCGAGCGAUAGCAGAUUAUCUUCGUUCUAACGGCUAUGAAGAGGCAUACUCUGUUUUUAAAAAGGAGGCAGAACUUGAUGUGAAUGAAGAAUUAGAUAAGAAAUAUGCUGGGCUCUUGGAAAAAAAAUGGACAUCAGUUAUAAGAUUACAAAAGAAAGUUAUGGAAUUAGAAUCCAAAUUAAAUGAAGCUAAAGAAGAAUUUACAUCAGGUGGGCCUCUUGGUCAGAAGCGAGAUCCUAAAGAAUGGAUUCCCCGUCCUCCAGAAAAGUACGCAUUAAGUGGGCACAGAAGUCCAGUCACAAGAGUAAUUUUCCAUCCAGUUUUCAGUGUUAUGGUCUCUGCUUCAGAGGAUGCUACAAUAAAGGUAUGGGAUUAUGAGACAGGUGAUUUUGAACGCACCCUGAAAGGCCACACAGAUUCUGUGCAGGAUAUUUCCUUCGACCAUAGUGGCAAGCUACUGGCCUCUUGUUCUGCAGAUAUGACCAUUAAGCUAUGGGAUUUCCAAGGCUUUGAGUGCAUCAGAACCAUGCAUGGACAUGAUCAUAAUGUUUCUUCAGUAGCCAUCAUGCCCAAUGGGGAUUAUAUAGUAUCUGCUUCGAGGGAUAAAACCAUCAAAAUGUGGGAAAUUCAAACAGGCUACUGUGUGAAGACUUUCACGGGGCAUCGAGAAUGGGUCCGCAUGGUACGGCCUAACCAGGAUGGCACGCUGAUUGCCAGCUGUUCUAAUGACCAGACCGUGCGUGUCUGGGUGGUAGCAACAAAGGAGUGCAAAGCUGAACUUAGAGAACAUGAGCAUGUAGUAGAGUGUAUUUCCUGGGCUCCCGAGAGCUCUUAUUCCACCGUAUUGGAAGCUACAGGAUCUGAGACUAAGAAGAGUGGUAAGCCUGGGCCUUUCCUGCUUUCUGGAUCUAGAGACAAGACCAUUAAGAUGUGGGACAUUAGUACUGGCAUGUGCCUUAUGACCCUUGUGGGCCAUGAUAACUGGGUACGUGGUGUCCUGUUCCACUCUGGUGGUAAAUUUAUUUUGAGCUGUGCCGAUGACAAGACCUUGCGUGUCUGGGACUACAAGAACAAAAGAUGCAUGAAGACUCUUAACGCGCAUGAACAUUUUGUUACCUCGUUGGAUUUCCACAAGACAGCGCCCUAUGUGGUCACCGGCAGCGUAGAUCAAACAGUAAAAGUCUGGGAGUGCCGUUGAUUGGAUUUACAUCUGACCCCCCUCCCUCCCCUCCCUCUCCCUCUGGAUGCACUCGGAUACCAUGGUUACCCAUUGAGCUCUGUUUAAAAUAAAUAUUGUCCUUUCAUGUAAAUUAUUCUGGAUGUAGAUUGAGCUUAUUAAAUGUUACACACAAAGUAUUCAUGCAUGGUGAAUCCAAAUUGUAUACUGUAAAUUUACAUACGUUGUCUAGAAGUACCAUAGGUUUAAGAAUUUGGGCUGGCAUUGGUCACAUCAGACCUAAGAAGGCAGAAGCCGGUUGGUUGAAUUAGGGGCACUUAAACUGGUGACAGCAAAAUCAUUCUGUACUGGAUAAGCUGAAUCCCCGACUCUACUGUUGGUGGUGCCUAUUUACUAAGUGACUCAUAACGGGGGUUCUUUUUGGGGGCGGGGGCGGGAGGGUUAUUUCAGAAACACGUAUCUCUGUAACAUCACUUAAGUAUGCUUAAGAAAUCUAAAGAUACUAGAUUUAAAACAAAGCUGCAACUUAGAAUCUUAAAUGUAAUUAAUGGAAACAAAUAAAAUUUCUGGUUUUUUCCCCCCCCGUCAUGGUAUUUGCCAAAUCAAUAGGAUAUAUAUUUAUUUUGGUUUCCUAUCGCGUUUAAAAGAAGAAGAAGAAAGUUAGUAUGUUCAUACUAACAGGCUGCAAAAUAGGAAGAGAACCUUGGUAUGAUGUGUGUGUGUUUUUUUUUUCCCCCUUCCCAAUUUGGUUGUCACGACAUCCUUGCGUUCUAACAUUUGACGCUUCACGCAAAACCCAUUAUAGGAAGCUGCUAGCAUUGCUCUUCCUUAGCUACCACUUGGAGCAGUCAGAUGUGAAUCUCCCAGUUGACUCCAGAGGGUUCAGCCAACGCCGUCUUCUCGGUUGGUUUUGAUUAUGGUUUCAGGUUCGUGCAAAGCCAACAGUAGGGAAAGCCAUCACCCCUCUUCCCCCGUCUUCCCAAACCCCCCAAAAGCUGCUGGAGGUUUAUUAAGUGGGACAAUACUUUACUCCCAUCCUUUUUCCACUUAGUAACUUCUCAAAGCAAGCAGUCCCAGAUUUUGGAAUGUUUUGUGGAAAACGUAGCAAGCUCUUACAGUACUACAAAAAUUCCUGUUACAGCAAAUGAAAAACAGUUACAUGCUAACUGAUAGUUUGCAAGUUUUUAGAUCAGCAUUUCUCAACCUUAGCCACUUUAAGAUGAGUGGACUUCAGCUUCCAGAAUUCCCCAGCCAGUUUUGCUAUGCUAGCUGGAGUUGAAGUCCACUCAUCUUAAAGUGACUUAAGAUUGAAAAACACUGAUCUAGAUCAUUUCACAACCACAUUUUGUUCCUUUAAAGCCCCCCAACUUAUUCUUGAGGAAAUAUGGGCUACAGUCCUAUUUCAAUAUGGAAAAUUGGAAGAAAAAUUGUUCCUAAUGUCGAUCUCCUAAUAGAUGUACUUAUCCUAUUAUGCAUUAUGGGUCAACUGCUCUUUUACUCCCCAUAAAGUCUAAUCUGAACUGAUCAGGCAUAGCUUUUUCUACUCCCAAAUCCGCUACUUACUAAUGUAGCAAGCUGCCAGUUGGACCUAUUUUAAAAGAAAUGGUUAUUUGAUUUUAUUUGUUCUAUGACUUAUUUAACAAAGAAACAAAAAGCGUCCCUUUAAACCCAAGUCACAGAAACAGUGGAGGAUUUGAAAUGCAUGCCAAGAGAAAAGAAGGUUUCAUCACAAACAUUGGUUCACCCCGUUGAUUUUUUUUCUGUGUGUGUUGUGUGUGUGUUGAGGGCAUUUGGGUUUCUUAUCCAGGAACUAGGCGACCAAAGGUAGCUCGAGAAUAGUGGCAGGAUGUGAUCCUGUCAUUUUGUGGUCAAUAAGAACUUCCUGCUUGUAGACCUUGGAUAUUGGAGGUUUUCUAUUUUAAAGCGAUGGCUCUGGUUUUUUUGAGCGUGUAACAAUUCCUGCUAACAGCUGAAAAAUAUUUCUUGGCCAGAUGUAGUGACUCUAAUGGUUGUUUUUUUUUUUUUUUUAAGUGGAAGUAACUGUCUUUGCAUAAUCAGUGAAACAAGGGUACCUUACUAAUGGGAGCUUACCACUAUUGUGUUUUUCUACCGAAACGGCAAAUAGAAAUUGAGGCCAAAUAGUUCCCCCCCCCAUUUAUUUAGGGGGAAAGGAACUUGCAAAUUUGCCCCUUAAUUAAUAGUCCAUCGUCAGUAAGCAUUCUCAGGGAUGGUUGUGGGUUUAACUAGUUAACUAAGCCACGUUUUUCAACACAACACCGAGUGAGGGGGAAAAAAGUUCACUGUUGAAGCAUUUGGUCAUUUCGAUCAUGGGCAAAGUGGCUACAAAACGCCAGAUUUCUGUACGGACAGUUCUGUGUGUCUGUUCAAUUGCAAGCAGUUUUCUUGAACCAUUCCAGAACUGCAGGAGCUGAGACUCUGCCCGUGAAAAAUCCUAGAUCCAGGGUUAGAUUAGUUUUUUGGGUUUUUUUGGUUCUUUCACCUGAAAAAAGUGCAAACUUUUAUUUUAGGGGUUUUUUUUUUUUGGUGGUGGUGGUUUGAACACAAUCCAAAAACUUAAGUCAGGGUGUCCAAUUUUGGCAACUUUAAAACAUGUGGACUUCAACUCCCAGAAUUCCCCAGCCAGCCAUGCUGGCUAGGGAAUUCUGGGAGUUGAAGUCCACAGGUUUUUAAGAGUUGCCAAAAUUGGACACCCUUGACUCAAGUCUUGGAGCAAUCUGCACUUUACACUUUUUCUUUCUUUUUUUUUUUUUAAAACCGUCCUACUUUGGUGUGUGGUGUGACCAAUGAUGUGCCCAGAGCACUAAUAAAGAAAAAAUUUUAAAAAAAAUACCACAAAAUACUAGUUGCUAGCAAGUUGUCAAGAGCUGUGGAGCACUGUAGUCUUUUGAAAGCUUUGGCGAUUGCUUCACUGUCUCCUUCCCCCAAUCUCCCGUAUCCCUUUCCAGGUCUGUUCUGUCUGCUGCUCUUUCUGUUUUGCCUCUUACCUUUCUUUAUGUCAGUCGAAGGAGUCGGUCAAAUUCAUCCUUAAACGGCCUUUUCUCGUUCCUCUGUUCCCGUGACUCCACAACCUGAUCCAUUGAAAGCUAUUUAAAAACGAUAAUAUUUUGCGUUGGGUUUGGCACACAGUUGUGGCUUGAAAAUCCUGAAAUGCCGUUUGGAAUGUAAAAUGGACCGAAUUUUGAGAAAGAGAGAAUGACUUCUCCGUUGAUGAUUUCACAGUUAUGUAAUUUUUUUUAAAAAAAAAAAUGCCCAAGGUACUAGUUACUAUAAAUCUCUAUUGAUGAUGGUGUAUAAAGUUAGCAAAAGUGAUUGGGGAGGAAAUAGGAUAAGGUUGAUUUUUUUUUAAAAAAAAUGUGGAACUGGAUUUAGCAAGUCACAACUGGAUAUUAAGUUGGUUCCCCUUCCUUUUUUUCCCCCCUCUGUCCUUGUAACUGCUUUCUUGUCCUAAGCACAUCCUUUGAAUUUUUCCAAAGUUCUUUCUGGAAGUAAUUAGCAAAAAUUGUCCAUGUUUUAGAAGUUUGACACUGACAAGAAGACACAAGUCUCUCUCUCUCUCUCUCUCUCUCUCUCUCUCUCUCUCUCUCUCUCUCUCUCUCUCUCUCUCUUUUUUUUAAUCCAGUAAGAGCGAUGUAGAAAUUGCUAUUGGAGAACGUUUUUCCUCACCCCCCAGAAUGUAGGAGUUAACUGAAGAUAUUGACACGAUUAAAAUAAAAAAACAAAAAACAAAAAAUCAGUAAAGGAAUGUAUAUAAUACUGCUCUGUGUUUUACAGUAAGAUUUGUUGCUCUCAGACUGUGUAAAACAAAAUUUAUUCAUGUUUUCUGCAUAUUAAAACAAAAAUCUUAUUGUACCAAUUGGUAAACUAUUAAAUGAAUAUAAAACUAAA